Messenger RNA from Phytophthora megakarya, 807 nucleotides. Lineage: Eukaryota; Oomycota; Peronosporomycetes; Peronosporales; Peronosporaceae. The record is from the annotation of a GenBank genome assembly.
AUGAUACAGGAGGUUCUCCAAAAUUGCCAUGACUCUAUUGAAGGCGGACAUCAAGGAGUAGUCCGGUCGUACCAGAAGGUAAAACUGAACUACUACUGGAUUGGACUCUAUGCGGACGUGGAGAAACACGUUAAAUCAUGUCUAGACUGUAGCUCAAGUAAAAGCCUGCCACAACUCAAAGGAUAUUCACCUGGAAAUGUGCUGGCCGAACGGCCAUUCCAGGUAGUAUCGAUGGACUUUGUGAUUCCGCUACCAACGUCUCGACGAGGAAAUACGGCGCUACUCUUGUGGCAAUGUGCAUUUACUGGAUUUGUUAUUGCGAAAGCGAUGUCAGAUACAGACGCGUUGACUGUGGCGAAAGUAUUCGAAGAAAGCAUUUAUCGACGAUUUGGAGCUCCAUCUCUAAUACGACAUGACCGCGAUCCACGGUUCAUGAGCGAAGUCUUUCAAGCGUUCGCAGAACUUAUACAAGCGCGAUCUCGAUCAACACUAAGUUAUCGUCCCCAAGCUAAUGGUCAGCAGGAGCGGUCGGUGAAAACGGUGAUGCAACCCACUCCAGUAUGGGACGAGAUUGCCAAACGACUUGAAUUUGCGAUCAACAAUUCGCACGAUAUGACUCGCAAGGAGACACCAUUUUAUCUUGUCCAUGGUUGGGAUGCCCACACAACCUUACGAGCUAUGACGACGUCGCUGAAGCGAGGAGUCGGGAAACAGACUGAGGCAUUGGCAUGGCGACGAGAGAUCAAUCGCCAACACCAAAUUGCUCUGGAAAUGGCAAAAAAAUACCAAGCGACAGAAAAAACAAGA